Molecule: messenger RNA, 1777 nt
Organism: Onychostruthus taczanowskii (white-rumped snowfinch)
Lineage: Eukaryota; Metazoa; Chordata; Aves; Passeriformes; Passeridae
Gene: PIP4K2C
Product: phosphatidylinositol-5-phosphate 4-kinase type 2 gamma
Exons: 10
Coding region: 43-1227 (394 amino acids)
Biological process (GO): phosphatidylinositol metabolic process
Molecular function (GO): phosphatidylinositol kinase activity
Source: RefSeq, a predicted model, not a curated record
GAAGCGGCGGAAGCGGCGGCGGAAGCGGCGGAAGCGGCGGCCAUGGCGGCGGCGACGGCGGCGGGUCCCUGUCCCGGCCCCGGCCCCGGGCCCGGCCCCGGCGCCGCCCGCACGAAGAAGAAGCAGAAGCGCUUCGUGCCGCAGCGCGUGAAGCUGCCGCGGGCGGCGGACCCGCUGCUGGCCGUGCUGGCCUGGGGGGUCACGCACCAGAUCAACGAGCUGAGCCAGGUGCCGCUGCCCGUGAUGCUGCUGCCCGACGACUUCAAAGCCAGCUCCAAGAUCAAGGUCAACAAUCACCUGUUCAACAGGGAGAACCUGCCCAGCCACUUCAAGUUCAAGGAGUACUGUCCCCAGGUGUUCCGCAACCUGCGCGAGCGCUUCGGCGUCGACGACCAGGACUACCAGGUGUCCCUGGCGCGCAGCCCCCCGCGCUGGGCGGGCAGUGGGCACCGCCUGCUGCUCUCGGCUGACCGCACGCUGGUGCUGAAGGAGCUGUCGAGCGAGGACGUGGCCGACGUGCACGGGCUGCUGUGCCACUACCACCAGGUACGGACAGGGGACACCUGUGUCAUUGAGGGGUCACCUGUGUGCCCGGGGGUCACCUCUGUCCCUGGGUGUCACCUGUGUGCCUGGGGGUCACCUGGCUCCCUCGUGGACCGAGAGGCCAGUGACAAGGAGAAGGGCAAGGAGCUGCCCACCCUGAAGGACGUGGAUUUCCUCAACAAGAACGAGAAGGUGUUCGUGGAGGAGGAGCAGCAGCGCGACUUCAUGGACAAGCUCAAGCGGGACGUGGAGUUCCUGGUGCAGCAGAAGCUGAUGGACUACAGCCUGCUGCUGGGCAUCCACGAGGUGGAGCGGGGCGAGCAGGAGGAGGAGGAGGAGCUGGAGGAAGAGGAGCUCGGGGGGGGCGAUGACGGGGGGCUGGGGGGCCCCUAUGGCACCUCCCCGGAGGGUCUGGGGGGGCUCCUCAACUCCUACCGGCCCCUGGGGCCCGGCGAGUUCGACCCCUGCGUGGACGUGUACGCCCUGCGCGGGGCCGAGGGAGCCCCCCGGCGCGAGGUUUAUUUCAUGGGGCUGAUCGAUGUCCUCACCCAGUACGACGCCCGCAAGAAGGCGGCGCACGCGGCCAAGACCGUCAAACACGGGGCCGGAGCCGAGAUCUCCACGGUGCACCCCGAGCAGUACGCCAAGCGCUUCCUCGACUUCAUCACCAACAUCUUCGCCUGAGGGGGGCUCAGCCGGCCCCCCCCGCGGGACCAAACCCCCCCAGCGUGUGCUGCCCCCCCCCCACGCCCCCACAGCACCCCCCCAGUGGGGUUUCACUGCUCAAGUGCCUUAACUUUAUGUCAGGGGGUCCGGGGGGGCUCCAGCCCCAGCACUGGGGGGGUCUGGGGUGCCCCCCCUGCACAAGGGGACCCUUCUGCCCCUCCCAAAGCUGGGAGGGGGUCAAACACUACUUGCCCCAGAGUGGGGGGGGUGAAAGGGGCGCCCCCAGUCCUCACUGGGGGUGCAGCCCCCACCCCUAUUCCAAAUGAGGGUGGGGGGCACCCCCUGCCCCCCUCCGUGUGGGACCUGGGGGGCUCCACAGCUCCCCCCCUUUACUGCAGCUCCCGGGGGGCAGGGGAGGACCCCGGCCCGGUGGGACCCCCGGGGGGGGCGGGGCCUGCCGGGCCGACACCCCCUCCUCACUUUGUGGGGGUGUCGUGUGUUGUGUCCCCCACCCCAUUUUUGGGGCUCCUUGCCCCGCUCUGUACUGAGAAAUAAAUUAUUGAACGGA